ACUAAACAAACAAAACUGAUAAAGAAAGGGAACAUUGCUAUCGUUGCUUGGGAAAGGGAAAAGAAAAGAAAAGAAAGAAAAGAUCGACUCCAGAAAUUCUCAUAUUAAAAAUAUGAUAUAUUAGCAGAGGAUUAUAUUAUCUGAUCGCUUAUUCAGGAGGAAUUUUAUUGAUUGUCGGCGGCUAUUUGAUGAUGGGUUUCAUUUUAGCAUUAUCUUCUUCCAGUCUCUUUACAUGAAAAAGCGCCAGAAAUUCACGAUCAUGAAUUUAUGGUUGUGAUCAACAAUUGGAUCAUAUUGGUUCUUUGACGAAUCGCUAUCUGGGUAGGCGGGCUUUUGCAAAAUCACCACCUACCCUUUGUCACGGAUUCAUUGACUACGUGGCGCGAGUCCCUUGGAAAAGAAGAUCUUGAUUUUGGUGGUAUUGUUGUUAUUGCUCUUGAUUGCCUUUUCGAGGUAAAAUUUGGUUCCUUAUAAGAAGUAUAUACAAAUGGAAAUAAAAUUCUUCUAUUUCUUAUUGGAAGAUUAUAUCUAGAUAUAUUUUAUCUUGGAGUUGUUUGGGAUAUUGGUUUUUUCAAUUAAUCGAGUUGUAGAGGACAGGCAUUUGUGAGUUGAUUCAUUAGAAGAAGCAUGUUUUGAUGCAUUGAGAUGGUUUUAUGCGGUUUUAUACAGUUAUCAGCUUCUGGGUUCUUUCAAUUCAGUGUCCUUUUGGUUUUAUGUACAAUUUGUUUAGGGACUUGGGUCGUUGAUAAUUGAACUCUACUUUAUGGUUAAAGAGUUGUAUAUCAGCAUUACGUUUUCUGAUGAAGUUGGAAGUGUAGAUUGAGGUAUAAUUGAGGUUUUCUAAAGGAGGCAGUGGUUUAGAAGAUCUAUUAUUUGGACGGAGCGGCUACAGUGCUGUUAUAGAUUCUCAUUGGCCUGUGAUCUUUUGAAAUAUUACUGGAGCGUGUUAAUAUCAGCAACAUAGUUGUUCUUUUUUUUCUUUUUUUUUUUAAUGUAUAUAUAGCCUUGUGAGGAUUUUGUUUCCUGAUGAUGCUAAAAUUUUUGGGAUGAGGUUUUCUUGAGAGUGACAAAUGAGUUUAGCAUGAUGAACGCGUCUGUAAGGAAUGUUUUUAGAUGGAUUCUCCUGACAAGACAUUCUCUGAGCUAGUUGGCGUGUUGAAAUCCUGGAUCCCUUGGCGAUCUGAGCCACCUACUGUGUCAAGGGAUUUUUGGAUGCCCGACCAAAGUUGUAGGGUAUGCUAUGAAUGCGAUUCUCAAUUCACAAUAAUCAACCGUAGACACCAUUGUCGACUUUGUGGCCGUGUUUUCUGUGCCAAGUGUACAGCGAACUCAGUUCCUGCCCCAUCUACUGAUCCAAGGACUCCACGGGAAGAGUUGGAGAAAAUUCGGGUAUGUAAUUAUUGUUUCAAACAAUGGCAACAGGGGAUAGCUACUUUUGAUAAUGUGAUUCAGGUUCCCAGCCUGGAUCUCAGUAGUUCACCAUCAGUGGCAAGUUUGGCCAGCACUAGCGAAACUGCUAACAGUAGUACCUUCACUCUUGGCUCGAUGCCAUGCUCAGUUGGCCCCUAUCAACGAGGUCAACAAGUUGCCUGUCCCAGUGCACAUCAAAUAUCUGAAAUGGAAACAAAUUUAUCAGAUAAACAAAGAGAAUUGGCAUUGGGAAGGAGCACUGGCCUUGGUGCGGACAUAGGCUACCAAUCUCCGAACCAAUAUGCGUUUUCUAUGAACAGAAGUGAUGACGAUGAUGAUGACUAUGGUGUAUUUCGCUCUGAUUCUGAAAUGAGGCAUUUUCCACAAGUUAGUGAGUAUUUUCACCAUGUUGAGUUUGAUGACGUGAGCAAUGAUGAAGGAACACAUAGAGCUCGUCUUGAUGGAGAAAAUAUUGGCUCAAAAAGUUUAAGCAGUUCUCCAUUGAACCAUACUUUUGGCUUACAUGGUGUGGAAGGAAUUUCACAGCCUGGGAAAAAAGAUGGUCUUGAUAUGGAUGAUGAGUGUGAGGCACCCUCCUCCAUGUAUCCUGGGGAAAACUGUGAUGCUGAACCUGUGGAUUUUGAGAACAAUGGACUGCUCUGGCUCCCCCCUGAACCAGAAGAUGAAGAAGAUGAGAGGGAAGCUGGUUUGUUUGAUGAUGAUGAUGAUGAUGACGAUGACGAUGCAGCUGGAGAGUGGGGGCGUUUACGCACCUCAAACAGUUUUGGAAGUGGAGAAUUCCGUAAUAGAGAUAAGCCGGUUGAGGAUCACAAGAAGGGUGUGAAGAAUGUGGUUGAUGGUCAUUUCAGGGCUUUGGUAUCUCAACUAUUACAGGUUGAGAAUAUUCCUGUGGGUGAUGAAGAUGAUAAAGAAAGCUGGUUGGAAAUUAUUACAUCUCUGUCAUGGGAGGCAGCUACACUAUUAAAGCCAGAUAUGAGCAAAAGUGGAGGAAUGGACCCUGGUGGAUAUGUGAAAAUAAAGUGCAUUGCUUCUGGACGCCGCUGUGAGAGUAUGGUGGUCAAAGGAGUUGUUUGUAAGAAAAAUGUGGCUCACCGUCGAAUGACAUCAAGAAUAGAAAGACCUCGAUUAUUGAUUCUUGGAGGGGCACUUGAGUACCAGCGUGUUUCUAAUCACUUAUCAAGUUUUGAUACUCUGCUACAGCAGGAAAUGGACCAUCUGAAGAUGGCUGUGGCAAGGAUAGAUGCACACCAACCUGAUGUUCUUUUAGUAGAGAAAUCCGUCUCACGAUUCGCACAGGAGUACCUUCUUGCUAAAGACAUAUCUCUAGUUCUCAAUAUCAAGAGGCCACUUUUAGAGCGCAUAGCCCGUUGCACAGGUGCUCAGAUAGUUCCUUCAAUCGAUCACCUCUCUUCCCCAAAGUUAGGCUACUGUGAUAAGUUUCAUGUGGAUAAAUUUUUGGAAGAUCUUGGUACUGCUGGGCAGGGUGGAAAAAAAUUGAUGAAGACAUUAAUGUAUUUUGAGGGAUGCCCAAAGCCAUUGGGUUUUACUAUUUUACUUAGAGGUGCUAAUGGGGAUGAGUUGAAGAAAGUGAAACAUGUGGUCCAAUACGGAGUUUUUGCGGCAUAUCACCUGGCUUUGGAGACAUCUUUUCUUGCUGAUGAAGGAGCGUCUCUGCCAGAAUUCCCCCUCAACUCUCCAAUAACGGUAGCACUCCCAGAUAAACCUUCUAGCAUUGAGAGAUCUAUAUCAACUGUACCUGGUUUUACUAUUCCUGCCAAUGAAAAGCCUCAGGGACUGCACCCUAGUAGUGAACCACAGAGAUCCAACAGCGUCUCCAUUGCAUAUGUUGACUCAACAAUCAGCAAUUCUUCUAUUGACCAAGUUGAAAGACAACCACUUACUGAUGGUCCUAGCUCUCAGUCUGCUGCAGUUACUUCCUCUCACAUCAAUUCAACUGCAUUUCUCUCUACUGUUCCUUCUACAGUGAAAGUUUUUUCAGAUUCUUACUUUGAGAAGGAAAAUAAAAAGGGAAAUGGAGAUUCUCUGUUAGCAGAAAUAAUUCCAGAAAACAAGGCAGGUGCCAUGGGUGAUCAUCUUACUGUUAAUGGCUUUGAGCAUUCAGAAGGUAUUCUAAUGAAUCAUUCUCCAAAUGAUAUUGGUGAAAUGGUUCCCUCUCAGUCACACGGUACAGAGGUAUCAUCCACACAGGAAAGUAAAAGUAACUUUGAGGAGCCAGGACCUUUAAAAGAAGAAUUUCCGCCAUCACCUUCAGAUCAUCAGAGCAUUUUGGUUUCCUUAUCCUCCCGUUGUGUGUGGAAGGGGACUGUCUGUGAAAGGUCUCAUCUUUUUCGAAUUAAAUACUAUGGUAGCUUUGACAAACCUUUGGGACGGUUUUUGCGAGACCAUUUAUUUGAUAAUAGUUACACAUGCCGUUCUUGUGAGAUGCCAUCAGAAGCACAUGUACAUUGUUACACACAUCGACAAGGCACCCUGACUAUAUCUGUUAAGAAGUUGUCAGAAAUACUCUUACCGGGUGAAAAGGAUGGAAAGAUCUGGAUGUGGCACAGAUGCCUGAGGUGUCCCCGGACCAAUGGUUUUCCUCCAGCUACUCGGAGAGUAGCAAUGUCUGAUGCUGCUUGGGGCUUAUCUUUUGGGAAAUUUUUGGAGCUUAGUUUUUCAAACCAUGCAGCUGCAAGCAGGGUUGCAAGCUGUGGCCAUUCUCUGCAUAGGGAUUGUCUUCGAUUCUAUGGAUUUGGGAACAUGGUUGCUUGCUUUCGAUAUGCAUCGAUUGAUGUUCUUUCUGUGUAUCUUCCACCUGCAAAACUUGAUUUCAACUUUGAGAACCAGGAGUGGAUACAGAAAGAAACAGUGGAGGUUGUUGACCGGGCAGAGCUUCUAUUUUCUGAAGUACUUAAUGCUCUGAGUCAAAUUGCAGAGAAAAGACCUAGUGCAGGACCACCAAACAGUGUCACAAAACUACCUGAAUCAAGAGGCCAAAUAGGAGAACUUGAAGUAAUGUUAAAGAAGGAGAAGGCAGAAUUUGAGGUCAGGCUUUCUCUGCAUGAAUCGCUCCAAAAGGCUUUGAAUAGAGAAGCAAAAAAGGGUCAGCGUGUUAUUGACAUUCUUGAGAUCAAUAGACUGCGGCGACAGUUGCUUUUCCAGUCUUACAUGUGGGACCACCGCCUAAUUUAUGCAGCCAAUUUAGAUAUCAACAGUCUUCAGGAUAAUUUGAAUUGGUCAAGUUCAGGACAUGAGGAAAAACCCAUAGCUAACACUGAGCAGCUCACUGAGAUGGAUGUGAAUGACCAGCCAGGAAAGAGUGUUGGCAGUUGUGACUCUCUUCCUGUAGAUACAACAUUGCUUAAGAUCCCAGAUCAACGAGCAGGAUUUGGAAGUAAUCCUGAUCAGUGUGACACUGUCCAGAAAACAGAUAUGAAUCAAGGUUCUAAUCUUGAAAAGGAAGACCGUGCUGACCUUUCAGCUGUCAUUCCCAUCUGUGAUCAACCUAACAGUUUGGGAUGUAGUGGAAAUGUUCGCAGGACUCGUUCUGAGAGCCAGGUUCCCAUUGUGUCAAAUUUAUCUGAUACCCUUGAUGCUGCAUGGACAGGUGAGAAUUUCCCAGGAGUUGGAAUAUCAAAGGAUGAUACCAGUGUGCUUUCUGAUUCUGUUGUGGCAGAUUUGUCAACCACAACUACAGCACUGGAAGGUUUAGAUCUAAACAAUCGAGCGGAAGACCAAAAUGGGCCCAAGGUCAGUUAUUCACCUUCACCUGCAUUAUACACCAAGGCCUCUGAUAAUAUGGAAGAUUCUGUCAGCUACUUAAGAAUGCCCUUCCUAAACUUUUACCGGUCAUUGAACAAGAAUUUUCUAGCAAGCUCUGAGAAGCUUGAUACAAUGGGUGAGUAUAAUCCAGUCUAUGUUUCAUCCUUCAGGGAGUUGGAACUGCAGGGUGGUGCUAGGCUCCUCCUGCCUGUGGGUGUAAAUGACACUGUCAUUCCUGUGUAUGAUGAUGAGCCUACAAGCAUUAUAUCUUAUGCACUAGUAUCACCAGAGUAUCAUGGCCAACUAACCGAUGUCCGGGAUUUGAAUUCUUCUUUAAAUCUAUUUGAUUCUGUGACUUCUCAGUCAUUCCACUCGGUUGAUGAAGUCAUCAUUGAUUCUCUCAGAAGUCAUGGGUCUAUAGAUGAGAGUAUCUUGUCUAUAACUGGAUCUCGUAGCCCUCUGCUUUUAGACCCACUCUCUCACACAAAAACUAUGCAUGCCAGAGUUUCUUUUGGAGAUGAAGGCUCACUUGGAAAGGUGAAAUAUUCUGUGACUUGUUACUAUGCAAAAAGUUUUGAAGCCUUGAGGAGGAUAUGUUGCCCAUCUGAGCUUGAUUUCAUAAGGUCUCUCAGUCGUUGUAAGAAGUGGGGAGCUCAAGGGGGCAAGAGUAAUGUAUUCUUUGCUAAAACCUUGGACGACCGGUUUAUUAUCAAACAAGUCACAAAGACAGAGUUGGAGUCUUUUAUAAAAUUUGCUCCUGAAUAUUUCAAGUACCUCUCUGAUUCAAUCAGCUCAAGAAGUCCAACAUGCCUGGCUAAAAUUUUGGGGAUCUAUCAGGUCACAUCAAGGCAUCCAAAAGGUGGGAAAGAAUCAAAAAUGGAUGUUCUGGUCAUGGAGAAUCUUCUGUUCAGGAGGAAUUUGACCCGCCUUUAUGAUCUUAAGGGAUCUUCCCGAUCACGAUAUAAUGCUGAUUCUAGUGGGAACAAUAAAGUUCUUUUGGAUCAGAACUUGAUUGAAGCAAUGCCAACUUCUCCAAUUUUUGUUGGAAACAAGGCAAAGCGGUUGCUAGAGAGAGCUGUCUGGAAUGAUACUUCUUUUCUAGCAUCUAUCGAUGUAAUGGACUACUCGUUAUUGGUCGGGGUGGACGAAGAGAAGCAUGAAUUAGUUCUUGGAAUCAUUGAUUUCAUGAGGCAGUAUACAUGGGACAAGCACCUGGAAACUUGGGUGAAAGCUUCAGGCAUACUCGGUGGGCCAAAGAACUCAUCCCCAACUGUGAUUUCUCCAAAGCAAUACAAAAAGAGGUUCAGGAAGGCAAUGACUGCCUAUUUUCUGAUGGUCCCAGAUCAGUGGUCACCUCCUACUAUCGUUCCAAGUAAAUCCCAGUCAGAUUUUUGCGAAGAGAACAACACAGUGGGCGGGACCUCGGUUGAAUGAUACUGCGAGUCUCUAUGCUUGUAAAUUUUACAUAUGCAUUUUGGGACAAUAGUCCCACUCGGUUUUUCCCAUGUUCAUAUAUUUUUUCCUUAUAUUUUUAUUCUUUUUUUUUUUUAAUAUAGGAAUUACAUUUGUAUGUUUAGUUAAAAAAGAAAAGUCGGUAAUUUUUUGUUAGGAGAAGCAGAAGAAAGCUGUUAAAGCCAUAGGAAUUUCAGGAAGAGGUAUUAAUUUGAAUGACCGCUCCAUGAAAUCUCAGCACAAUGUAUUUAUUCAUCUAUUUUUACGGUUGCAGUGUCUGAAUUUCAAGAUGUUUGACAUUUUUGUACUUAGAUUUUGAUGUUCUUUCUAAAUAAUACAUCUGGUUUUGUUUCCUUCUA
Molecule: messenger RNA, 7004 nt
Organism: Manihot esculenta (cassava)
Lineage: Eukaryota; Viridiplantae; Streptophyta; Magnoliopsida; Malpighiales; Euphorbiaceae
Product: 1-phosphatidylinositol-3-phosphate 5-kinase FAB1B
Exons: 11
Coding region: 1114-6627 (1837 amino acids)
Biological process (GO): phosphatidylinositol phosphate biosynthetic process
Cellular component (GO): endosome membrane
Molecular function (GO): ATP binding; metal ion binding; 1-phosphatidylinositol-3-phosphate 5-kinase activity
Source: RefSeq, a predicted model, not a curated record